Calliphora vicina (urban bluebottle blowfly) is the source of this 2667-nucleotide messenger RNA. It is a transcript of the gene fu, whose product is annotated as STKc_STK36 domain-containing protein fused. Gene Ontology annotation, molecular function: protein kinase activity; ATP binding. The transcript has 8 exons. NCBI's taxonomy places the organism in Eukaryota, Metazoa, Arthropoda, Insecta, Diptera, Calliphoridae. Bases 66 to 2459 code for a protein of 797 amino acids. The record is from RefSeq and is a predicted model, not a curated record. Gene Ontology annotation, cellular component: cytoplasm. Gene Ontology annotation, biological process: protein phosphorylation.
GCAAAGCAACAAGUUUUUAAAUAAUGAAUUUGAAUAAAAAGUUUAUUUAAAUAAUACAGAAAGAAAUGAAUCGUUAUAAAGUAAGCUCCUUAGUGGGAGAAGGUUCUUUUGGUUUGGUGUAUAAAGCCGUACGAAAGGAUGAUGAUCAGACAGUGGCCAUUAAAGUUAUAUCCAAAAGGGGUCGUUCUACGCGCGAAUUAAAAAAUUUGCGACGGGAGUGUGAUAUCCAAGCCCAGCUGAAACAUCCCAAUGUCAUUGAGAUGUUGGAGUCAUUUGAGACUAAAAAUGAAUUGGUUGUGGUAACAGAAUUUGCUCUCAUUGAUUUGCAUCGUUAUAUGUCACGUAAUGGUGCAUUAACGGAGGAGAAUGCCCAACGUUUAAUAUGCCACUUGGUGUCGGCUUUGUACUAUUUACACUCCAAUCGUAUCUUACAUCGUGACUUGAAACCACAAAAUGUUUUACUCGAUGAAGAUUUACAUGCCAAAUUGUGCGAUUUUGGUUUGGCUAGAAAUAUGACUAUGAGUACACACGUUUUGACUUCCAUUAAGGGUACUCCCUUGUAUAUGGCUCCAGAGCUAUUGGCAGAACGACCCUAUGACCACCUAGCAGACUUGUGGUCUUUGGGUUGUAUUUCUUAUGAAACUAUGGCGGGACAACCUCCAUUCUGUACUACGUCGAUUUUGCAUUUGGUAAAGAUUAUCAAGCAUGAAGAUGUAAAAUGGCCAAGUUUUCUCAGCAGUGAGUGUCGUUCGUUUCUACAGGGCUUACUUGAAAAAGAUCCUUCUUUGCGUAGCAGUUGGGCUCAGAUUUUAUGCCAUCCUUUUGUUGAAGGAAAACUCUACAUAAAAGCUGGCAUUAAAGCUGAGAACUCACCUUUUAUAAAUCCUCAAAUUAACAAAAAUAAAUCAAAGACUUCCAACACGAAAGAAAAUUUGGAUCUUAACAAAAUUGCCAAGCAGUUACGCACAAUCAAUCUAAAUGAAACCCAAGACAAUCUGAUGUGUUCGCGUGACAGUAUUAAUGCUAUACCGCCAAGUGAUAUUGAGCAAUUGGAAACAGAUGUGGAGGAUAAUAUAAAUCGCAUUUCGGUGCCAUUUACCGAACAAUCCUACAGAGCCGAUAAUGUGAAAGCUAUUGCAAACAAUCAUUUGAAACCGCCAGACAUUACGCCAGCUCCAGUAGUUAAUUCUCAGACUUGUUUUGUUAGCGGUAAUAACAAUAUGAUAUUAAAUCAUUUAAAUGACAAUUUUGCUCUAAACGAGGCGGCUAAAUGUGGAAGUAGUGCAAGUGGCAGUAAUAAAAACAAAACCAUGACAAGUAACAACUCGCUUAAGAAAUCGCGAAAUAAAGACUUGGAAAAGCGUAAACUGAGUCAAAAUCUGGACAAUUUUUCGCUACGAUUGGGCCACAAUGUAGAAAAUGACAAUCAAAAGAAAUCCGGUGAUAAGAUUUCCCUUACGAAAAAAGAUCAGGAAAAUACUUUGAAAGACUCUAAAAACAAUACUAUGAAAACUUCUAAUCAGUCGGGAGAGGAAAAACAAAACGCCGAAAAUUCACCUCCUUGUUUAUUGCCUGGCUGGGAUUCGUGUGAUGAAUCCCAAAGUCCUCCCAUAGAAAAUGACGAAUGGUUGGCCUUUUUACACCGAUCUAUGCAGGAGGUUCUUGAUGGUGAAUUGGAAUCACUAAAACAGCAAAAUUUGGUUAGUAUUAUAGUGGCACCUCUACGUAACUCCAAAGCCAUACCCAAAGUAGUGGAUAGUGUGGUUCAAUUGUUAUCCUUGCCGUUUGUGUUAAACGAAUCCUUAUGUAUUAUUGAACUAAUAAAAAUGGUCUAUAUUGAUGUUAAAUUGGUGCCCAAUUUAAUGUAUGCCUCCAAACUCUUAAUCUAUCAACGCUCAGUCGAUGACUCCACCGCCUCUUUGCCCUUGACAGAUAAUCCUCAACGUAAAAUACGCACAGUUAGUGAGUUAAAUAAUGAGGAAAUCAAAUGUGCUUCCAGACUUUAUGAGCUAAUUUGUCAUUUGGUUCUCAUUAAACAACAAUUUUUGACGCAAUUUUGUGAUGCAGUGGCUAUCUUGGCGGCAGAUGAAUUGCUCAUAAACUUUCUCAAUCAGGACUUUAAAAAUGUAUACGCUUUGCGCAUUGCAAAUUGUAUACUGGCAUUAUUGGGUUGUGUUUUAAGGGAGCUGCCGGAAAACGCAGAAUUAGUAGAGAAAAUAAUAUUUUCUUCAAAAGUAGACUUGCUAGCAUUGCUGAAAUAUCCCAAUAACUUGUUGAGAUUGAGAAUGUGCAUGUUGAUGCGUUUAUUGGGCAGAUUCAGUUUAAGGGCUUUACAAAAUUCCUGGUCCUCCCAUGUAAAGCAAGCAAUAGAAGAUUUGGCUGAAGUGGAUAACGAAGAAGUAAAAGAGGAAGCUGAAAAUACUUUAAACGAACUACGUCAAUUUUCGUUUUAUUCUUAAAUUGAGAAUUGGCAUACUUAUAAGCAUUUCUUUUUAUUUUAUGCUUAAAAACAAAGGCAUUUAUUUUUUUGAAUUGAGCAUUUUUAGACUUAAUUUUUUAUCUUAAUAUUAAGUGAAUAUUUUGUCUAAUGUUCCCUGAAAAUAAUCUAUAAUUUCAUUUAAUGAGUUUCCAAAUCGAUCAAAAUUAAAUAUGUUGAAACUAUUGCAA